GCGCUACUCUAGGAUUCUAAUUCGUUUAUAGAUCGAACAGGCACAGCGCACGCAUGAGCACCGGCAGAUCUCGGUAGGCAAAACCUUUCCAUCAGUGACAUUUGGAACAUCGGCCAUGGCCGCCGCAUCGACAAAUAACGGGACUAUGAAUCGAAUCCCAACUAGCCCCCCAAGUUCGCCGACCAAAGAACCCCCGAAAUUUCGGGAACGGGAAAAAUGGGGCAACAAGAUCGAAUUUGUUCUUUCCUGCAUGGGAUUCUGCAUAGGACUCGGCAAUGUGUGGAGGUUUCCUUAUCUCUGCUACAAGAACGGUGGAGGUGCUUUCCUCAUUCCAUACCUCAUAUGUUUAAUAGCAGGUGGUGCUCCAGUUUUUAUUCUUGAAAUUGCAUUGGGUCAGUUUACGAGUCAAGGAGGAAUCACAGUCUGGGAUAUUUGUCCCAUAUUCAAAGGCAUCGGAUAUGGAACAACAAUAAUAUGUUUCUUCCUGAACAUAUACUACAUCGUGGUCCUGAGCUGGGGUUUACUGUAUUUGUAUCAUAGCUUCACGCAUACUUUACCUUGGGCAACUUGUGAUAAUGAGUGGAAUACAGAGUCAUGUCUCACUGUUAAAGAGUUGAACGUAACCUUGUCCAACCUUACUUCCGCCGAAGUAGUAGAUAGCCCAAAGGUUGAUGCAGCCGUUGAAUUCUGGGAACGGAAGGUUCUUCAAAUUUCAUCUGGAAUUCAUGACCCGGGAAGUAUUAGGUGGGAACUUGCCCUAACUCUUUUCUUAGCUUGGGUCAUCUGCUACUUUUGCAUUUGGAAGGGGGUGAAAUGGACGGGAAAAGUUGUGUAUUUUACAGCUACAUUUCCCUAUCUGAUGCUGACUAUCCUUUUAAUACGAGGAGUUACUUUGAAUGGUGCUAUGAAGGGCAUCAUAUUCUACCUUAAACCAGACUUCGCAAAACUAUUAGAUGGUCAGGUUUGGAUCGAUGCUGGAACUCAAAUAUUCUUUUCAUAUGCUAUUGCGUUAGGCUGCAUGACCGCACUUGGUAGUUAUAACGAUUUCCACAACAAUUUUUACAAUCAGUGCAUAUUUAUAGCCUUCCUAAAUAGUGGAACUAGUCUAUACGCUGGAUUUGCAAUAUUUUCUGUGUUAGGCUUUAUGGCAACUGAACUUAAUGUUGAUGUAGCAUACGUAGCAGAAAGUGGUCCUGGUUUAGCAUUUAUAGCGUAUCCGAAAGCUGUAACACAAAUGCCAGUAGCUCCACUUUGGGCAAUUUUAUUCUUCUUUAUGAUACUUAUGCUUGGAUUGGACAGUCAGUUUGUAGCCAUUGAAGGAUUUGUUACAGCCGUUGUAGACAUGUUUCCUAAUUAUUUGAGAGUCGGAUAUAGGAGGGAAUACUUCAUUGCAGUGACAUGUGGAAUUUCAUUCCUCAUUGGUUUGUCCAUGGUUACUAAUGGUGGUAUGUACGUGUUCCAAGUGUUUGACUAUUACUCGGCAAGUGGUAUGACUCUGCUGUGGUUCUGUGUCUUUGAGUGCGGAGCUGUGGCCUGGGUAUACGGUGUAAAUCGCUUCUACGAUAAUAUUGAAGAAAUGUUGGGGUUCAGGAUUAAUCCUUGGCUUAUGAUUUGCUGGAGUUUUCUUUCUCCACUUGUGACAGGAGGAAUCUUCAUAUUCAGCCUAAUUACUUACAAACCAGUGACAUAUAAUAAGGACUACGAAUAUCCAGGCUGGGCGAUUGCCAUAGGAUGGGCUAUGGCUCUAUCAUCCAUGAUGUGUGUGCCCGUGUAUUUCCUGUACCAAAUGCUGGUUACUCCAGGCAAUCUAAAACAGCGCUGGAAGAUUCUGACAACUCCCCGCCUCCCCAUGGCACUUCCAGUGCACGCAACAGACCCAGACGACUGCGUGAAGGAUGUUACGAAAAAGAAGAGCAACUACGAGCAAUCAAAAUUAUAGUUUCUUUGAAAAAAAAGGACUAUUAAGUAUCGUGGGUGACUUUAUUUCACCAAAACCAUCUAGAUAAACACAUGAGCUAGCUACAGCAACCAAAUAGUUUCUGCACUUGUAGGAGGACUCGGUCCUUCCACCAAGUAAAAAUGAGUCAAUUACUAACUCCAGGCAAGGCGUUGGAACAUCAAAACUUACCUGCGAGAGAAUUAGCAUUAAUUUUUGAAACCCUGUACCAGUAUUCAGUUUUAAAAUUAUUUUCACUAGAGAAACAUAUUCUCUAUAUGUAGCUUGCUAAUUGUUGUUUGAUGUGUACAGAAAAAAAUCGCCUAUAUUUUUGUUUCAUAAAGAAUCAUGUAUCAUGCCUACAUUUUAGGUGUUUAUAGUUUUAAUGUAUUCAAGAAAUACAAUAUACACUUGAACAAAUUGUUCCUUAGAAUCUAGUUAUACUGAUAUCUUGCUAUUUUUUUGAAUACCGGUGAUAUGAUUCUGCAUUAGUGCUAUCUACUUCCGAAAAUGGUGUAAAAAUUUGGUAUAAGCAUGAACUUCAUAUGAAGGGAAUUUUUUUUAAAUAUUGAUUAGGAUAUCAUUUGAGUCAUGAAUUCAUAAAUUUUAAAGCAAAAAUUUCAAAAACAGAAAAUAUAGCAAUUUUGAAGAUUUUAAAAACCUUUGUAUAUUUAUUAAAAAAGAGAAAGAACUGCAUUAAUCGAAACUGAGUGUUUCUAUAUUGUUUUUAUGAAAAUCAAAUUGCAAUAAGAGUUUUUUAAUGCUAGCAAAAUUCAACAAAAGUUUGAAAGUCGGACCAAACUUAUGCUCGGAUAAAGAUAAAUACAUAAAAUCUCUUGAUAGUUCCGAAUAUAAAAUAUCGGUGUAAAGAGUUCAAAACUAGUCAAGGCAUGGGGAUUUAUAAUUUGCAACUGUUGAAAUCCAGAUUUUUCUUUUUGACAAAACAGUAUAUCUGAUCAAAAUGUAUAUUUGCGUAGGAAUCUGUUAGAUUUGUGUGUUAUUGAUGCAUUAUUUAAGAGAUCAUUAUUUCAUAUCCGCUUACAUUUUAGUUUUUGUAUUGAUAUGUUUAUAAAUGUUCUAUGUUUUCCAUUUUAAAUAAAUUUCACUUGAAAAUAUGAAACUUACCUGAAUACAAUUUUAGCCAUUUUUUCUCAUUCAUUUUAUACUGCAGUAACCAUUUCUUUUUAACAUAUAUCAUUUUUCAUGUACGUGAAGUUUAUGUAUAAUUUAGAAAAAGUGUUCAAAUGCUGUAAGAUUCGGUAACUAUUUCUUAACUUUUUUGUUGAAAUUAAAUCAAAUUUUGUUGA
Molecule: messenger RNA, 3243 nt
Organism: Uloborus diversus
Lineage: Eukaryota; Metazoa; Arthropoda; Arachnida; Araneae; Uloboridae
Product: sodium- and chloride-dependent GABA transporter 2-like
Exons: 13
Coding region: 116-1939 (607 amino acids)
Biological process (GO): sodium ion transmembrane transport
Cellular component (GO): membrane
Source: RefSeq, a predicted model, not a curated record